Messenger RNA from Danio aesculapii, 2059 nucleotides. RefSeq names its product deleted in malignant brain tumors 1 protein. NCBI's taxonomy places the organism in Eukaryota, Metazoa, Chordata, Actinopteri, Cypriniformes, Danionidae. The record is from RefSeq and is a predicted model, not a curated record. Gene Ontology annotation, cellular component: membrane.
AUGCCAACAUUUCUUUGCACAGGUUACACUGAUCUCAAACUGGUAAAUGGUUCAGACUCUUGUUCUGGAAGAGUGGAGCUUCAGUAUCUCAGUAAAUGGGGCACAGUGUGUGAUGCAUGCUGGGAUAUGAGAGCUGCCAGUGUCCUCUGUAAAAGGCUGAACUGUGGGAUUGCUGUGUCUGUUGUGGGAUCAGACUGGUUUGGAGAGGGAAGUGGUGAAAUCUGGGCUGAUGUGUUUGAUUGUGACGGGAAUGAAACAAAACUCUCCGAAUGUUCAAUCUCUUCAUGGAGUCGAGCUGAACGUUCUCAUAGACGAGAUGUUGGAGUCAUCUGCUCUAACUCGUCUCUGGCUCUUCAUGAGGGUCUGGUGCGGUUGUCUGGAGAGAGUCAGUGUGAGGGGCAGGUGGAAGUUUUGAUCCAGCAGGUCUGGAGGAAGGUUCUGCUGGACUCCUGGAGUCUCACUGAAUCCUCUGUGGUCUGCAGACAGCUGGGCUGUGGCUCUGUGCUCAACUUCUCGGGCUCCUCUUCAUCCAGUCCUGAACACAGUCAUGAGUGUGUGAUGGGCUUCCAGUGCUCUGGGAGUGAAGCUCAUCUGGGGAACUGCAGCUCUCCACAAACUCUCAACUGCACCACACAACAGCUGUUGAUCACCUGCCUUGGCCGCGGGUCCAUCAGGCUGGUGGGUUCUGGGGGAGACUGUGCAGGGAGGCUGGAGGUUUUUCACAGCGGCUCAUGGGGGACAGUGUGUGACGACUCCUGGGAUAUUAAAGAUGCCCAUGUGGUGUGCAGACAGCUGCAGUGUGGAGUGGCCCUCAGUAACCAGCAGGUACCAGCCUGGUUUGGUCCUGGUUCUGGACCCAUAUGGCUGGAUGAGGUGGAGUGUGAGGGGAAUGAGACGUCCCUGUGGAGCUGCUCUUCUCCAGGCUGGGGAAAACAUGACUGUCUACACAAGGAGGAUGUAGGAGUCGUCUGCUCUGGUGAACAAUAUACUUCAUAUUCAGUUUAUGUAACAUCCAUACUCUGCUUUCUUUUUGUCUGAGAUGUGUGUGUUUUAGCUCACAUUCCUCUCAGACUGCGUGGAGGGCACAACCAGUGCUCUGGGAGGCUGGAGGUGUAUCAUAACGCUGUGUGGGGCUCAGUCUGUGAUGAUCUCUGGGACAUCGACGAUGCUCAGGUGGUCUGCAGGCAGCUGGGUUGUGGAGCAGCACUGAGGGCUGAUGGGAAUUCAGCCUUUGGUGCUGGUGAAGGUGUUGUGUGGCUGAACAGUGUCCAGUGCAGAGGGAAUGAGCUUCACCUGUGGGACUGUCCUCUCUCCCUGAACAGCACCACUGACUGCUCCCACAAAGAGCACGCUGGACUCACCUGUGCAGAUUUGUCAGUGUCCACUACUCCUGCCACAUCAGCAUCACCUUCUGGUCCAGUUUCUCAGACAGUGAGCUCAACAUCAGUCUCUUCUUUACAAACAUGUCCAGAAACUCCCCCAGUCCCCCCAGUGCUGGUGAUUGUACUGGGAGUUGUGCUCGUACUGCUCUUAGUGGCACUGCUUAUACUUAUUAAGCAAAACAGACUCAUGAGGAAAGCUCUUGCUGACUGGUACACUGGACUACACAGGGCUCCAACUGAGGCAGUUUAUGAGGAAAUUUACCACAGACACAAUGACUUAAGAGAGAGUCUUAUCUCUCAAGAACAGCGUUCUGGGUUUGGAGAUGGAGAUUCACUCCUACCAGAACGGCUGAAUGCAGGCACGUCAGACUAUGAGGACAUCGCCAUUAAUGUACCAAUACCCGAUGAGACAGACUACAAACCAGAGGACUAUGAUGAUGUCAUUACCAUUGGACAAAACUGUGCUGCUGAUAAAGUGGACACUCCUGAAAAUUAUGAUGAUGUCAUCAUUAGUGAACAGUGCUCUCAUUGUGAAUCGAAGGAAGGUCAGGAGUAUGAUGAUGUAUGGAGUAUCACUGAAGAAAUGAGAAACCUGUUGGAUUAUGAUGAUGUGGUGGAAGAAUCAGACACUGAAAAAGAAGCUGUAUAACUCAGUGUUUUAUUUUAUUCUAUUGAAG